ACUUAUUCAUUCAUCUCACAAAAUGGCCAUUAAGAAAUACUCCAACAAACUUCCUCAAAAUGCAGUUUUGAAACAAAUCCUUAAAAGAUGUUCAAGCUUAGGAAAGAAAAACGAGUAUGAUCAUAACCUUGAUGUCCCUAAAGGUCAUUUCCCUGUUUACGUUGGUGAGAAUCGAAGUAGAUAUGUUGUUCCAAUCUCUUUUUUGACUCACCCUGAGUUUCAAUCCCUUCUUCGACAAGCUGAAGAGGAAUUUGGCUUUGAUCAUGAUAUGGGUCUCACUAUUCCUUGUGAAGAACUUGUUUUUCGAUCCUUAACAUCAAUGAUUCGAUGAAUGAGAAUAACAUUGUUGUGAUUUGGAGAAGAUCGUUUCAUGAUCACCAAAGAUGAAGCAAUAGCUUUUUGCUUCUCUUUUUUUUUAUUCUCCUUCUAUCAUAGCUAUUUUUGUUCUCAUUCAAUUCAUUUUCUUUUUUAUUUUAUUUUAUUUUUAUUAUUGAAUUUUUGAGAGUGAGUAAUGUGUAUUAUUAUGUGACUCUAACUUUUUACCCCGUGAAUGUGAUGGGUUGAAAAUUGUAAAAAGGUUUCCUUACAGAGGUUAUGUGUAGUAUUAGUAUGUACCCUGUGAGAGAUGUUUAAUGUCAAUCAAACCCAACUAGUUACUUUUCUCUUA
Molecule: messenger RNA, 667 nt
Organism: Cicer arietinum (chickpea)
Lineage: Eukaryota; Viridiplantae; Streptophyta; Magnoliopsida; Fabales; Fabaceae
Product: auxin-responsive protein SAUR50
Biological process (GO): response to auxin
Source: RefSeq, a predicted model, not a curated record